CUGACUUUCGGAAGGCCUCGUAUGCGCACAGACAAACAGGAAAUUUUUCGGCAAGGUAAAUUUUGACAGUUCAGUGAUACAUGUAAGGAUAAACGUGCACAUUCCAGUCAAAAUGUCAGUUUUGACAUUGGAAGCUAAAUUAGAACGAGUGGACCCUAACACACCAUGGGGAUUUCGUAUGCAAGGAGGAAAGGAUUUUCAUAGUCCGUUGUCGAUUCAGCGGGUUAAUGCUGGAAGCUUAGCCGCUAAAUGUGGAUUACAACAAGGGGACAUAAUUCUAAAAAUAGGAAGUGUAGAAACUGAGGUACUCCGACACAAGGAGGCACAGGACAGUAUACUCCAUAGUGGAAAUAAAUUAGAUUUAUUAUUGCAGAGAAUUCGAGAUAAAAGAGGUAUAAAUAAAUUGAUCGGAAGAAACCUAGACCAGUAUGUAGAUACAAAAGGUAGUACUCCAACUCAAACCUAUGUAUCAACACCUUCUGUAGGAGCCUAUAACCUUCAGGGCUCUGGUCCUGCAUCACCAGCUAGCAGUAGUCCAGGGAGUCAGAACUAUAACCAAUCAGCCAGACCAUUUGGAAAUACCUCCAAUAAACCUAGCUAUGGCAUGGACAAUGUCACACAGAAAACAUCACAGAUGUCAUUUAAUCCAAAACCAGUUGAUUAUCAAAGUGCCGGUCAAAAAUAUGCUGAGAGAGAUGAUAAACCACCAUCAUCAUCAAUGCAAUCUAAGUCAUUUAGGUUCUUGAAAGACACACUCGAUAGUGGACAAGAACCUCCAAGUGCUUUGAGACCUAUGAAUAAAUCUGUUACCAACCAGAGAGCCGUCUCACCAAACACAGUUGUUUCAAGUAAUUCUAAACCUCGCCAGUUCAACACGCCUACUGGUCUUUACUCAGACCAGAACGUUGCUGAUGCUCAUAAAGCGCAUGCCAGGGCAGUACAAAAUGCCAGGAGAAGGAAUAGUGAUGAGAAUGAAACCUCAGAUCAAAGUGGUGCUGAUUCGGAAAUUGACGAACAAGGCAAAAAAGUUUACCGUCCCUCAGAGACAUUCAAACUUGUACACGAAGCAGAAAGUGGCGAAAAGAAAAAUGAGGAUGAUUAUAAACCCAAUCAUUCUCGGACAUUUAAAUUUUUACAACAACAGUUGAAUGGCAGCAGUGAUGUUCAACAAACACCACCUCCGUCUGCUCCCAAGGCACCACCACCACCGUCUGCUCCUAAGGCACCACCAGCAUCGAAACCAGGAGUUUGGACACCAGGGCAAUCACAGGGAGGUGUUGCUACAGCCCCUAAGCCAUUCUCUCCUACUGUACAGCCAUCUCCUCCUGCCCCAGGGGGACCCCGUGGAGGGGCUGCACCUAAACCUACUGGGGUUGGUGCAGUGAGAGCCAAGAAAGGCGAAGCAUCCAUGUUUAUGUCAGGUGAUGCGGCUCCUGGUGGUCAAAGAGUACCAGUCUGUAACUCCUGUGGCAUGAAUAUCAGCGAACAAAAACGAGGGCCAUUUGUGGUAGCGCUAGGUAAGACCUGGUGCCCUGACCAUUUUGUCUGUGCCAACCCUCGCUGUGGGACUAAGUUACUUGAUAUAGGGUUUGUGGAGGAGGGAGGAUUCUUGUACUGUGAGAAAGACUAUGAACUUUACUUUGCACCAAAAUGUGCUGUCUGUGGUAGUGCUAUUGUUGGGGAAUGUGUAAAUGCAUUACAGAAGACUUAUCACCCUAAAUGUUUUACCUGUGUACAGUGUAAACAACAAAUUGGCGGGAACCAGUUCCAUUUGGAAGAAGGGAAACCUUACUGUGAAAAUGAUUGGAGACAGCUUUUCCAGACCAUGUGCCAUUCAUGUAAUUUCCCCAUUGAACCUGGAGAUAACUGGGUAGAAGCUAUGACCAAAAAUUAUCAUUCUGGAUGUUUUAAUUGUUCUACAUGCCAGAUUGGUUUAGAAGGACAACCAUUCUUUGCUAAAGCUGGUAAACCUUACUGCAAAACGCAUGCUCGAUAAAUAUUACCAGAUAGUAACCAGUGUGUUCUUAGAUUGCUCCAGAUCCACUACAUAGUAUAGUGCCUUUUCAUAUCUCCAUCUGUAACAUUGCAUUGUGGGAUGUGAAUGUGAUGUUACAUUUUUUUUAACUUAUAUAUGCAAUGAAAUUUUUAAAACUUUGUAAGUUUUAUUCUGAAAUCUGGAUUAUUUAUAGUGUAUAACAAUUUUGGGCAUGAGUGAGUUUUUGUAAAUUGUGUACAAUUAUGUCAUUGAACAAGAUAGAUUUAUUGAUAUUUGUUAUUAUUGACAGUGAAUUAAUUAAAUGUGGUAUAAUAUUGAAAUGCAUGGAAUUACCACUAAUGAAAAAAAAAUAUGAAAAUUUUUACAUUAUAUUUUUCAUGUUGAUAAAGAUUAUUGUAAAUUCACAUUUAUAAUUACAACUAGAAGAAGAUUUGAUAUUGUCAAAGGUAAAAAAUUCUUUAAAGUUUUCAUGGAUCUGAAAUCCAUAUAUAUUAAGAAUAAAGCUCAUACAGUCAUUGUUAAGUGUCAACAGGUUUUCAUUAUAAAAUUAACUCAUAUUCUAUUUUCUGAUGAAUCAGCAUAGAGGUCAUAGUUGUUAUCAUUUUUGUUGCAUUCUAAUUUUCUAAAAAGCAACCAGUCAGAGGAAUUAAAAUACACACACACAAAGUUAUAAAAAACUUCCAUCCAAUAAAAAGGUAAAGUUAAUUUGAAAAAAUCUUUACCAGGUUAGCAUUUAAAGCUUUUAAACUUUUCACCUGGAGAUGAGAAAAAAUGAUUUAAAACUGAAAGCAUUCAUCAAAAAACAAUUCAGAAAGAAGAUUGGAAGAAAAAUCCAUAGCCUCAAAAUGUUAACCAAAAUACUAAGCUGUUGUUAUGAGGCCCAACAACAGAUUUGUGUUUUGGUUACAAACAAUUUCUUUCCAUUACUUAAGACAAUAAAUCGUUAUGAUGAUAAUCAAUUCCUUUAUAACCUUUGUAUAGAAUGUCAUUAUCUAGAAGGUACAAUUAACUGCCAUUUACAGCAACAUAUCAUUUUCAUUAAAGACAAUUUAGAGAAAACAUAUCCAAUCAUAAAAUCUCUACUUGAAAUACAAUAAUAUCAUUGAUUAUUGUAUAGACAUUGUUUAUUUUCAGAAAAUAAGAUAUAAUUUCUGUCUAAAAUGCAAAGAAAAACUGAAAUUAAUCUUUCCAAAAUCUAAAGGACUAGUGGGAAUUUCAUUUGUCAUACCCCCAAAUAUCAUUGGUUCAAUUCCAUUGUCAUACCCCCAAAUAUCAUUGGUUGAAUUUCCAUUGUUUAGGACGUCGUUAGCCAAUCACAAUGCUUUGGUGUAUGCUUUUAAAAAUAUUACCAAGAAUGCAUAAGAUUCUGAAAUGGUGAAUUCUUAGUAAAUGAACACUUAAAAUCUUAUUAGUAAAUACAUGUAAUUGUUAAAUAAUCAAACACUUUAAAGCUCAAAUAUCUGCAGAAAUUUUUUAGACAUACAUGUAGGAAAUUUAAUACUUUUAACUAAAUAAAGACACUUUGAAAAUUACUAAGGAUCCCAGGCCAAUAUUUAAAAGAAGCAAAGAUGAUUGAAAAAAUUUCACUAAAGUUUGUAUUACAAUAAAAUAUAUUCAAACAAGAAACUACUCAUUCUAAUAAUUAUCUGAUCUCUUUCAAAAUAAAAAUGAUCCAUGAGUCCGGUGUCUUUUUACAAGGUUUUGUUGGUCAGAAGCAUAGUUUGAAAAACAUAUUUUUAUCUCACAAUCUAUAUUUGUAUAUUUUUGGGAUAUUUACUGUAAAUUAAUUGUGGUGAAACCAAACCUUUGUGAUAGUAUUCUGUGCCUUUAAGCUUUUGUAUUUCUAUAUGUUUUGCAUUUCUUCACUGCCUUGUACAUGUAUCAAAUUCAAACCUGGUGAUUGAUACUGGCACCUGGACUCAUUUGAUAAUUAUAAAUAGAACACAUUUAACAGUUACACAUUACAGGGUUAGAUUGUAUAGUUAUGACUCUUUAAAAAUUCUACAAUGCUUUUGAAAUGUAUCAAGUUUUACCCUGGAAAGUGAUACAGGCAUCUUGAAUUUUUUUCCUUUUACUAACGAUUAAAACAAAUUUGAUGAUUGCAAAACAGGGUUAGAAUGUAUAGUUAUGACUCUUUGUAAUCUUCCAAGUUAAUAUUAAGUGUGCAAAUGAUAAAUUUGAAUGAGAUGUGUUUGAGUGAUUAUAUUUGUUAAGAAUAUAUUAUUUGUUGGUUUGUUAUAUUUAUUUAUGUAGAGAUUUUUUCUUAUACAAAACGGCUUCUUCCUUUUAUGUCCCAUCAUGAAUUUUCUAUUUUUACACGUUACUAUGCUAUAUCUUUAUAUUUAUAAUAGUAGCUUUUUGAUUAUAUGAUUAUAAAAAGAUCAUCACGAAAGAAAUACAUUUAUUGGAUAUGCCUUGCUUUCAAUAAAUAUGCUAGCUUAUAAGAAAAAUUAAGAACUUAAAUUUUUGUUUCCAGAUGCUAAUUUUUACACAUUUUUAUAAAAAAUGGUCAACAAUAAAAAUUUACUUUCAUCAACUAUUUAUUAAAAAAUUUAGCUUUUAAAAAGUGAAUUUUUGAGUUUAAUUAAAUUGGCGAAAAAAUAAAAUGUGCAGUGAUGAAAUUGUAUAAAUUAAGCUAAAGAAAUAUGAUUGAAUUAGUUGUAAAGCAAUCAGUGUACACUUCUAAGUGCUUUAUCAGUAACUUAUCCGAACAUACAAUAACUAGGUCAUAAAGAUCUUUCUUCUGAAGUCAGUAAAUCAUCCUUUUGAAUGUCUCAUGAUCUCCAGAUAUUUGCAUGUGCUGGAUGAUAGUUAGGUGCAUUUUUAAAUAUUUCAGUUCAAAGCUUAGUACAUGUAUUAAUUAUGAUAUUGAUUAACUUAGAAAAGACUGAUAUCAUGGGAUGUGACUAUUCUAGACAGUGUAAGAAGUAUAUUAUAUAAGAUAUGGAAACACAAGGUACAAAAGAGUGGCACAUCAGAGAAGAUGUGGCUGUACAUUUGGUUAUUUGUAUCAGUAAUAUAUCACAGUAACCUACUUAAGUAUAAGGAUAUUGUUAUUGGCUUGUAGUACUUAAUGAAUAUUUAAUGUACAUGUAUACCAUAACGAACAAAAGAAUUUAAUUCUGAUAAUCAUUGUAUAACCCUGCAAUGUAUAUUAUAGUGGUGUUAGGAAUGUUGAGAAAUAAACUUGUUCUUAAGUAAAA
This is a messenger RNA of Mytilus californianus (California mussel), 5199 nucleotides long. Its product is annotated as PDZ and LIM domain protein 7-like. NCBI's taxonomy places the organism in Eukaryota, Metazoa, Mollusca, Bivalvia, Mytilida, Mytilidae. Gene Ontology annotation, biological process: muscle structure development; actin cytoskeleton organization. Bases 113 to 1996 code for a protein of 627 amino acids. Gene Ontology annotation, molecular function: actin binding; muscle alpha-actinin binding. Gene Ontology annotation, cellular component: Z disc; stress fiber; adherens junction. The transcript has 17 exons. The record is from RefSeq and is a predicted model, not a curated record.